AGGUGCCGCGCGAGGGCGCUGCCGGCGUCACGACGGCCCUCGGUGCCCCGGAUGUUCUCCCUUCUGGCCCCUGACAGGGUCGGGGUGCCGCCAUUUUGAUUCCUCUCAGAGAGGGUGGCGGCGGCGGCGGGUGCUGGCGGUCCGGAGCCGCCCGCCGGGGACAGGCACCUCGCCCGCAUUUUUUUCAGGAGGUGACUUCGAGUUUCCUUUUUCUUUUUCCUUCUAGCCCCGUGCCGCGGGCCAGCUCGUACUCUUUCGCCCGGCACCCGGCGCGAUGUCCGGCGACGGAGCCGCCGAACAGGCUGCUGAAUAUGUCCCAGAAAAAGUGAAGAAAGCAGAAAAGAAAUUAGAAGAGAAUCCAUAUGACCUUGACGCUUGGAGCAUUCUCAUUCGAGAGGCACAGAAUCAACCUAUAGACAAAGCACGGAAGACAUAUGAACGCCUUGUUGCCCAGUUCCCCAGUUCUGGCAGAUUCUGGAAACUGUACAUUGAAGCAGAGAUUAAAGCUAAAAAUUAUGACAAGGUUGAAAAGUUAUUUCAGAGAUGCCUUAUGAAGGUUUUACAUAUUGAUCUAUGGAAGUGUUAUCUUUCCUAUGUUAGAGAAACCAAGGGAAAACUACCCAGCUACAAAGAAAAAAUGGCACAAGCAUAUGACUUUGCUUUGGAUAAAAUUGGAAUGGAAAUUAUGUCUUAUCAGAUUUGGGUAGAUUACAUCAAUUUCUUGAAAGGCGUGGAAGCUGUUGGAUCUUAUGCAGAAAAUCAAAGAAUAACAGCUGUCCGGAGAGUUUAUCAGCGAGGUUGUGUUAAUCCAAUGAUCAAUAUUGAGCAACUUUGGAGAGACUAUAAUAAAUAUGAAGAGGGCAUCAACAUACAUCUAGCUAAGAAAAUGAUUGAAGAUAGAAGUAGAGAUUACAUGAAUGCCAGGCGUGUGGCAAAGGAGUAUGAAACAGUAAUGAAAGGUUUAGACCGCAAUGCCCCUUCAGUACCUCCACAGAAUACUCCCCAAGAGGCUCAGCAAGUAGACAUGUGGAAGAAAUACAUACAGUGGGAAAAGAGCAACCCUCUCCGAACAGAAGAUCAGACUCUCAUCACAAAAAGAGUGAUGUUUGCAUACGAGCAGUGCCUGCUGGUGCUGGGCCAUCACCCAGAUAUUUGGUACGAAGCUGCCCAGUACCUGGAACAGUCCAGCAAACUGCUGGCUGAGAAAGGGGACAUGAACAAUGCUAAAUUAUUUAGUGAUGAAGCUGCUAAUAUAUAUGAGAGAGCGAUUAGCACUUUGUUGAAGAAGAAUAUGCUACUUUAUUUUGCAUAUGCAGAUUAUGAAGAGAGUCGAAUGAAAUAUGAGAAGGUGCACAGCAUCUACAAUCGACUUCUGGCUAUUGAGGACAUUGACCCAACUCUGGUAUAUAUCCAGUAUAUGAAGUUUGCAAGGCGAGCAGAAGGCAUCAAAUCUGGAAGGAUGAUAUUCAAAAAAGCAAGAGAAGACACCAGAACACGCCAUCAUGUCUAUGUUACUGCAGCAUUAAUGGAGUACUACUGUAGUAAGGAUAAAUCAGUGGCCUUUAAGAUUUUUGAGCUGGGGUUAAAGAAAUAUGGGGACAUUCCAGAAUACGUAUUAGCCUAUAUUGACUACCUGUCCCACCUCAAUGAGGACAAUAAUACCCGAGUUUUGUUUGAACGAGUAUUGACCUCUGGAAGCCUUCCACCUGAGAAAUCUGGAGAAAUAUGGGCCAGAUUCCUUGCUUUUGAAAGUAACAUUGGUGACCUAGCCAGUAUCCUGAAAGUGGAGAAAAGACGAUUCACAGCAUUCAAGGAAGAAUAUGAAGGGAAGGAAACAGCAUUACUGGUCGAUAGGUACAAGUUCAUGGAUUUGUAUCCCUGCUCUGCGAGUGAACUGAAAGCUCUUGGCUAUAAGGACGUCUCUCGGGCCAAGCUAGCGACCAUCAUUCCAGACCCUGUGGUAGCUCCUUCCAUAGUGCCUGUCCUUAAAGAUGAAGUGGAUAGAAAACCUGAAUAUCCCAAGCCAGACACACAGCAGAUGAUCCCCUUUCAGCCAAGACAUUUAGCACCCCCAGGCUUACACCCUGUGCCUGGCGGGGUGUUUCCAGUGCCACCUGCUGCUGUAGUUUUAAUGAAACUCCUCCCUCCUCCCGUCUGUUUCCAGGGUCCUUUUGUACAAGUAGAUGAGCUGAUGGAAAUUUUCCGAAGAUGCAAGAUCCCGAGCUCCGUUGAUGAAGCCGUGAGGAUCAUUACCGGAGGAGUGCCAGACCUGGCCGUGGAAGGGAACGGCCCCAUGGAGAGCAACACCAUGCUCACCAAAGCAGUCAAACGGCCCAACGAGGAUUCGGAUGAGGAUGAAGAGAAAGGUGCCGUGGUGCCACCCAUCCAUGACAUCUACAGAGCCCGCCAACAGAAGAGAAUCCGGUGAGACAAGGGCAGUGUUCUCCUGCGGGAGAGAGACUUGUGUGCAGACGUCCCUUUGCCUCCUACGUCCUUUGUUUAAGAGACAACACUUUGUCAUGAGCAUCUUGGGAACAAAGUGAUGCUGUCACCGGUGCCUCUUUCUAUCCAAUGGUUCUCAAUAAAAACUUCAAAAGCCAACUAGAAGGGUGGGUUUUACAAUGUUGAGCAGAUAUGUGCUUUGAGCAAAACUAGGUUUUCAAAAAUGAGGGAAUAGUGCAAAAUGUCUGAAGACAUUUUGUUCCCUCUUCAAGUGUGUCUAGUGACUCACUUGAAGCCUUGUUGGUUUUCAACAGUUUUAUUUUAAAAACUGGAUGGCUUCUGAUUGUGAAACACUUUAAUUCACUUGUUCUGGAAGUUACUCUGUUUGCUCAUGUAAAGUCCUGCCUUAUUGUUUGUUUUUAUUUAUGGCAGAAUGUACGGAAUCUGUUUUGUAGUUUAAAAAUGGAAAGAAAAAAAACACCAGUUCUUUUAACAAUAAAAGAAUCUUCAAAACUC
Molecule: messenger RNA, 2958 nt
Organism: Trichosurus vulpecula (common brushtail)
Lineage: Eukaryota; Metazoa; Chordata; Mammalia; Diprotodontia; Phalangeridae
Gene: CSTF3
Product: cleavage stimulation factor subunit 3
Exons: 21
Coding region: 275-2428 (717 amino acids)
Biological process (GO): mRNA 3'-end processing
Cellular component (GO): nucleus
Molecular function (GO): protein binding; mRNA binding
Source: RefSeq, a predicted model, not a curated record